AGCAGCGGUAACAGAUGAGGCGCCUGGUACGAAAUUGGAAUAACCAAUUGUUACUUAAUGCAAGUACUGGACAAUGUCUCGCCGCCAAGUGCGCGAGUGGCCAGCCGGCUAGGACAGAGCCCGUCGAGCCAGAUAAGAAUGGAUUCGGCUCCAAGUACUGCAUGGGCCUGGUAGAGAAAUAUGACUAUGAAAACUAUUUGAGCACCUUGCUGCUGCCGCGGGAACUGCGUCGAGCUGCCUUUGCCCUGCGUGCCUUUAACGUUGAGGUCUCUCGGUCAGUCAGCGGACACCAAAUAGAGCCGCAAAUUGCAAAGCUGCGUCUCAAGUUCUGGUACGAUUCCAUAGACAAAUGCUUCGAGCUGGACUCCCAGCAGUCUUAUGUGAAGGACCAGCCAGUUCUGCGGGAAUUAAAGCACGCCGUAGGGACCCGCAAGCUCAACAAAAUCUAUCUGCGUCGCCUGGUCACGGCCCGCGAGCGUCCUCCCAAUCAGGCGUUCGAAUCGAUGCGGGAACUGGAAGAAUACGCUGAGCAGGCUUUUUCUUCCCUGCUGCAUCUGCUGGUGGAGGUGAGCGGCGCUAAAGACCUGCAAGUCGAUCAUGCUGCCUCCCAUCUGGGCAAGGCUCAGGGCAUAGCCACCCUGUUGAGGGCCAUACCACAUGCGGGACGUCAGCAGGCGGUCUGUGUGCCCCUCGAAGUGCUUGUACGGCACGGGGUCAGUCAGGAGCGCAUAUUGCGCAGCAAGAGUGACGACAAGGGCGUAGAGGAAUGCAUCUUCGAGGUGGCCAGUGCGGCCAAUACACAUCUGAAGCUGGCCCGGCAGCUGCGCGAUCAAGUGCCGCGUCCGGUGCGCAAGAUCUUUCUGUCCGCCGUGGCCACCGAUGGUUACCUGGAGCGACUGCGACGCGCUGAUUUUCUGCUUACCCACAAAGGUUGUGUGGGACGUGACACCAUGCUGCCGGCCCGCCUCUUCUGGAAUAGCCUGUUGAAUCGAUACUGAUUAUACCCCUUAGCCUCUGUCAGGAGUUAGUUAUAGUUUAAAUAAGCCUGAAGCCAAAUUGUUAAACUACCUAAAUUUGCUAUUUUGCAGCAGAAGGAGGUACUAAAAGUUCACAAAAAAGGUUAAUAAUAAAUGAAUGAUUGUGAAAGGAAA
Messenger RNA from Drosophila persimilis, 1151 nucleotides. It is a transcript of the gene sicily, whose product is annotated as NADH dehydrogenase (ubiquinone) complex I, assembly factor 6 homolog. Gene Ontology annotation, cellular component: mitochondrion. Bases 15 to 998 code for a protein of 327 amino acids. NCBI's taxonomy places the organism in Eukaryota, Metazoa, Arthropoda, Insecta, Diptera, Drosophilidae. Gene Ontology annotation, biological process: mitochondrial respiratory chain complex I assembly; biosynthetic process. The record is from RefSeq and is a predicted model, not a curated record. The transcript has 4 exons.